Molecule: messenger RNA, 856 nt
Organism: Rubroshorea leprosula
Lineage: Eukaryota; Viridiplantae; Streptophyta; Magnoliopsida; Malvales; Dipterocarpaceae
Source: the annotation of a GenBank genome assembly
AUGCACUUCGAUCCUCAUACGUGGAGCAUCCACCAAAAAUGGUACGGUCCACUAAGUUCAGAGGCGUCCGCCAGCGCCACUGGGGCUCUUGGGUAUCUGAAAUCCGCCAUCCCCUGCUGAAGAGAAGGGUAUGGCUAGGGACUUUUGAAACAGCAGAAGAAGCAGCCCGUGCCUAUGAUAUGGCAGCCAUAUUAAUGUGCGGUCGGAACGCUAAAACAAACUUUCCGGUGUCCCUAACACCGGACGGCGAUCCAAAGGGAAGCACUGAAAAUUUCCCAAUAACUCAAAACGAGCUGUCUGAAUUACUCCAUGCCAAGCUCCGUAAAUGCAGCAAAGGGCCGUCGGGGCCGUCUCCUUCCUUGACUUGCUUGAGGCUUGACACGGAGAAUUCUCACAUAGGGGUGUGGCAGAAGCGGGCGGGGCAAAGCUCGAAUUCCCACUGGGUCAUGAUGGUCCAUCUCGGAAAAGGAAAUGAUAAACCUUCCCAUAAUGCUUUGCCUUCGACGACCCCGGGGCUCGCGGGGCCGGAAAUGAAAGCAGAAAUGGAUGAAGAGGAGAGAAUUGCUUUGCAGAUGAUAGAAGAGCUACUUAGCAGAAAUAAUUGCCCAAGUCCUUCAUUUGAGGUGCAAGGAGAGAAUAUCCUCUUUAUUUAGUCUCUCUAAGAAAAUAAGUUUUUCUUUUCAGUCAGUCUUACGCUCAUCAAUCUAAGGUUAUAAAGAAUAAAAAAUGUCGAGAUUUAUAGCGUUUUUAUAUUUUCUUAUCGCAAAAGUGCACUCUAUGUAUUGAGGUAUUGUUGGUACGGCCUCUGUACCAAGGUCUGUGCAAUCUUGGUGAUAAUUAAAGUAUUGUAACAUGA